This is a messenger RNA of Adineta ricciae, 2982 nucleotides long. The record is from the annotation of a GenBank genome assembly. Lineage: Eukaryota; Metazoa; Rotifera; Eurotatoria; Adinetida; Adinetidae.
AUGGCUACAUCAGAAACACCAAAAAUUGAUCAUGGCCGGUCUCGGCCAAGACAACAUGCAGCUGCUACAGAGUCCGUCGCUAUUUCGUCUAUGAAUAUCUCUUCAAAUCCGAACGAAGCGAGAUCACAGGCGCCUGCACCGAUUGCUCGAGGCCGCGCGCAUCGUUUUAAAGGGAGAUCACAGGUACUUUCUGAACCGCAUAUUACUGUUACCAUCGGUACUGAUGAUGCUUCUUGGAAAGUAUCGGAAUUAACCGCUGCUAGAUUUAACACACAUAUUCGUCCAUCAAAGCCGCAGGAAUUGGGACAAGUUGGCACACGAAUGAAUUUUGAAAGCAAUCUCUAUGCGGUAUUAAAAUUUCCAGUGGAGGGACUCGUCUAUCAAUACUACUUCCAUAUGGAAACUCGACAGAAGAUAGAUGUUCCCCGUGAUCGACGCCGAAUAUUGUACGAAUCAUGGCUGAGUCGCUAUCUUGCGAAGCACGAGCAAGUUAAGCGCGAGAUAAUAGCCUUCGAUAAUCAAAAUACCAUGAUUACAUUCGGUGAACCAUUGCCCGCAAUUGAUGAAUUUGGAAUCAAAGAAAGCAUCAAAGCACCUAAUCGAGCCGGUCGUUUUCAAGAAUAUCAGAUUACUGUGAAACGAGUGGGUGACGUAAUUGAUCUGAAAACUCUUGCUAUGCUUGAAGAAGUUCAUCAACCGCGACAUGAUAAUAAUCUUGCUCCUGUUCAACUGCACAGUAUCAAGCAAGUCUUGUCGAUCGCAACGCACGAACGUUGUUCAUCAGAUGCCCAUUUUAUUUACAAUCGAACAUUUUUCCGAGAACCAGUUGUACACGAUAGACACGGCCAUUGGGACUUGAGUUUAGGCAAAGCACUGUGGCGUGGUUUUUAUUCUUGUCUUGUGUUUAGCAAAGGCACUCAUCAAUUACUGAUGAAUCUUGACAUUAGUCAUGCAGUUUUUCAAAAAAGGCAACCAUUUCUUGAAUUUCUUUGCGAACUUUUGCGAUAUAGUCCAUGCGGUCAAUGGUAUAAUAAACAUUCAAGUCAUACUCAUGCGGUGACGAUGUCCAGUGCUGUACAAUAUCUAGAUUCGAAUGAGAAUGCUGAGUAUUACGAUGGUGAAAUUGAAUAUUUAUUACAGUAUUGUAAACAUCUUUCCGUUCGAUCAAAUUCGGCGAAUAGAAAAAUUGGUUACACUAUCCAUGGUUUCGGUAAAUCUGCGUCCACUCAAACAUUUGUGUGGGAGCAAAAAAACAACGAAUCGAUAACAGUGGAAAACUAUUUCAAGGAGAGAUAUGGAACCAAGCUAGAAUACCCAUCGUUACCUACAGUAGAAAUGCAAAAGAAAUCAUAUGUUCCCAUGGAGCUCCUUGAAACUAUACCAGUACGAAUACGAAAAAUCACCGAUGAGCAACGAGCAAUGCUUUGUCUGAAAUCUUCUAUGCUGCCACGGGAUUAUUCUAAUUCCAUCAAUACAAUUCGUCGUACUUCAGAACAACAAGAAUUUGAACAAGAUCCAUUUAUUAAGGCAUGGCGACUUAAAAUCGACACUCGAAUGCUCACAGCACCUGCACGUGUUUUACCUGGCCCCAUAAUCAGUUAUAUCAGAGACGCUGAUAGAUCUUAUGUCCACGGUUCAUCAACCAGCGUCUGGAACAAUACUCAGGACGAAUUCUGCGAGCCUAUGAAUUUCCCAGAUGUAUGGGGAAUCAUUAAUUUAUCGAUAUUGAAUGAGGCUACUUGUGUGCAAUUCUACGAAGAGCUAAGGAAUGUGGCUAAUCACCGGGGUAUGAAGUGUUGUAAUCCUACGAUUUAUGAAGAGUACAACAUAAUGCAAUACUCAAUAUCAAAUAUGAUUUCGUCAGUUCAUAGCUUAAUGACAAAGAAGAACCAAUGUAAAUUCUUCAUUGUUCUCUUACCGGCCGAUGGCAAAAUCAGAGAUCGUGUAUAUGGUGAGCUGAAAAAAUUAUGUGAAUUAGAAUAUGGCCUAGGUAUUGUUACUCAAAUGAUAAAGACUGACGAGAAAUCGUAUGCACUACUGCGGAAAUAUUCAAAACUAAACAGUAUCUUACUGAAAAUUAAUACAAAACUAAAAGGCGUGAACUCGAUUCUACAAGUUCCAAAACAAAUUGAAGAGUUCUUCUCGCGUGGUCACCGAAUUAUGUAUGUUGGCAUUGACUUGAGCCAUGGUGCACCUAGCUCGAGUCGAGGGCGCUCUACCGUUGCAGUCGUCGCCUCAGCAGAUGAUAUACCUAAUCGGUAUUUCAAAGAAAUUUAUAUGCAAGAAAGACCAUCAGACGCCAAAGGUGAAAGCUGGGAGUAUGUUGUUGAUAUGAAAGAUAUCAUGAAAUCUUUAAUCAAUCAAUAUUAUGAAAAGCAUCAGGGACAACCACCAACCGCAAUUGUUAUCUAUCGUGAUGGAAUAUCUGAAAGCGAAUUUGAUACUGUUUUUGAAAAAGAACUUACAGCCAUACGAGAAGCCUGUGUGGAAUUAUCUCCUGUUUACCAUCCUCAUUUGACCUAUAUCGUCGUUAAUAAGAGACAUCAUACUCGAUUUUUUGUUCCGAAUUCGAAGGAUAAUGUGCCUGCUGGCACUGUUGUCGAUUCCCAUGAUGUAACACAUGCCACCACUUAUGAUUUUUUCCUAACUAGUCAUCAGGCACAAAAGGGAACGAGUCGUCCGACGCACUAUCACGUAUUGUAUGACGACAAUAAACUGACGCCUGAUCAAGUACAAUUAUUAACAUACAAUUUGUGUUAUGCAAGUGCUCGUUGUACUCGGUCAAUAUCGAUUCCUGCACCAGUGAAAUACGCUGACCUACUGGCCUUUCGCGCUACUUUCUACGUCGAUAUCAAUGAACCACGAAACACGGACCAACCAGCCAUCCCAAUCAAUCAAUCUACUGAGGUGUCUAGCAAAAUUUUGAGUAAACGUAUUGUUCUCAAUACCAAACUGGAUACGGAUUGUGUAUAUUUUAUAUAA